CCAGAAACCCUAAGAAAAUUUCUCCCCAUUUUGAUUUGCAAUGUCGGAUGAGCAAUUCCUUGAUUUCACAAAAACGAAACCAAACCUCAACCUCCCAGUUGCUUUUGAGGAGCUAAACCAUGAAGCGUUUAGGUCUCUACACCCAGAUCAAUUCAGUGGUUUACGUGUAAACUAUUCUGCUGCCAUUUAUGAUCAGAAGGUUUUCAUCAGUUCCACGAACUCAGAAGCGAAUAAUGAAUGUGGUGGAUACUUCUUUCACCCUAAGCUGGUACUUGUUGGAAAAGCAUCUACAGACGGUACUCUCAAUGCGAGAGUGAAAGCUUCUGUAACUGAACAAAUUCUCCUCAAGGCCAGUGCAACGUCGUCGACUGCUCUUGUCACCCUCGAGUACACGGGGCUAAGCAACCGAUCACAACUGCAGCUCGGGAGCAACGGCUUGAUGGGAGCUACAUACAUACAGGUUGCCACUGCUCAAGGCUUUGACACGGGUAACAUCCUUAUGACAUAUGUGCAUAAGGUCUCUAAAAAGGUUUCUCUAGCCACAGAGUUUGUCUUCAACUACCUCGCAAAUGAUGCAAAAGCCAGCUUUGGUUGUGACUACGUUUUCGAUCAGUGUCGUCUCCGAGGCAAUGCUGAUUCUGAGGGUGCGGUUUGUGCUCUUAUCGAGGGUGGAUUGGGUACUGGAAAGAUUAGUCUUUCGGCCAAACUGGCGGAUUUGAAGAAAGGAGAUGUUGUUUUCGGAUUAGGCAUAGCCUUAGAUGUCCAAGAUGGAGGAGUUCACUACCCGAUCAGCUCCAACCUUGAUAACAUAAGAAGAAUGGUCAAGUUUAACGACUCAAAUCAUAAACUUUUGUCUGCACCUAUGUGAUACUUUCUUCUUAUACUAUCCAAGUUACGUUAUUCAAAUUUUUAGUCUUUGGGAGAAUUUGUAUUUGUUAUUGGAAUUCUGAACAACCCUGAUAAUUAUUAGUCUUUCUGGAGUUGUCGCGAGUAUUUUUUUACUUCUACCGAUUUUGCUUUCUCAGUUUUGUUUCCGUCUUUUGCAUAUAUGUUUAAUACUACCAUUGAACAAAUCUCAAAGUUUUGU
Arabidopsis arenosa is the source of this 1087-nucleotide messenger RNA. The record is from the annotation of a GenBank genome assembly. Lineage: Eukaryota; Viridiplantae; Streptophyta; Magnoliopsida; Brassicales; Brassicaceae.